GUCUUCGCGUCUCUGCCCGCUCAUGGCCUCCUCCGCCGCGGGCGAUCCCUCGCUGCCGCCGCCGCCGCCUCGCGGGUGGCUCUCCUGCCUCGUCAGCGGCGCCGGCCGCCUCCUCGCCGCCGCCCUCGACCCGGAUUCCUCCGCCUCCGACACCACGACCUCCUCCCCGGAGUCGUCGCAGUCGCCGCCGCGCCGCGCCCUCGUCCCUGCUGAUGAUGGUACUGGGACGUGCAUUGCUUCUGAUAGUUGUCAGUUAAACUUGAGUGGAAAGGAGAUCGUUUUGAAAGAUUCUAGCAAUGGAUCCUUUGCAGUUGUCUCAGAAAUAGACCCAAAAGAAGCUGUAAAGCAGUUACUUAUACAGGAUACUUACUCACGUUCGGAAUGUGAUGAAUUAAUAAAGAUAAUUCAAGAGCGGGUGGUAGAUUCAGACCCAGGUGUAGAUGAACCUGAAAUUGUUCUUCCCAUUGCAUGGCAUGCUAGCACUCAGCAACACCCUGUUGCAUACUCUUCAAGUCGAAACACCUCUCGACAGGAGGAUUUGGAGAUUCCAGCUUAUAGUCCAGGAUUUGACAACACUGUUCAGAAGGAAUGGCUGAAGAAAAGUUCAACUAGUAUCAAAGGCCUUGGCACCAAGAAUCAUGAGAGGAGUCAGCCUGUCAUGAAACGAAGGUACUCCAGCAUAGGGGCUACUUUUGAAGAGUCUCGAAGAGUCAGACUAAAGCAAAAUGGAUCCAGCACUUCAGGAAAGAAUGACAAGUUCACCGUGGGCAAUGACUCUUGUUCUGCCUCCAAACUGAUGUUUCAGGAAGACAUUGAGGCUGCACCCAGCGCAUCAAUGGGCUUCCAUCCAGUCAACAGCUCCAAAAGUUACACGAGGGGUUUCAACUUGGAGAGCAACAUUCCUACGAAGACAAGGUCACCGGUGCCUGCUAGCAGAAGUCGUCGCCCAAACAAUCGCCAGACAGCCAGACCAUCGAAUUGGCUGCCGCAGCUGAACAAUACGGCGCCGGCGGGACAGGAGCCCGACGCAGGCCGCAUUCAGGCGAAGAGGCCGGUCGGAAGGCCGAGGAGAGAGCGGAGUCACGAAGGUCACGAAAGCUGAAAAAAAGAUACACGUAGGCUACUAUUGUAAAGCGAAGUCCAGAUUACUACGAACACCAGGUAAUUGUUGGCAUAAUGUAUAUGUCAUGUCCAGUAUUUAGUUUGGCCGGAAAUGUUGUCUGCAGUAGCACAUUGGUUUAUGGACAUAUGUGAUGGAUUUGUGAUCGAGGAA
Panicum hallii is the source of this 1273-nucleotide messenger RNA. RefSeq lists its product as uncharacterized. NCBI's taxonomy places the organism in Eukaryota, Viridiplantae, Streptophyta, Magnoliopsida, Poales, Poaceae. Gene Ontology annotation, cellular component: nuclear envelope. The coding region runs from base 23 to 1102 and encodes 359 amino acids. The record is from RefSeq and is a predicted model, not a curated record. Gene Ontology annotation, biological process: nuclear membrane organization. The transcript is spliced from 8 exons.